UUUGCCACCACUUCCGGGUGUAGUGUUCCUUUAAGUAGCUGGACGUCUCUCGUUUCUCCUUGGACUGCUUCUCCAAGAAGGCGUCAACAGCCAGCCAGGAGGGCAGCGAGUCAGUGCGCUGUAUUCGUGUGCGGAUGGAGAAGUAGAACCGACAGCGGGAGCGCCUUGCUUUUUUUAUGUGGCGUUUUGAGCGUCCACGGCGAUGAGAAGCGCGGCGGGCGCGGAGGUGCGAGGCAUCCAUUGCCGGUGUCCAGAACAACGCCGGAGGAUGACCGCCGCACUUUCGUCAUUUUGCAGACACGAUUUCUUCGUUUUCUUCGCUUUUUUUGUCUCACUAGUUAACAUGGAGCGAGGACAGCAAUAGCGGCACUUUUUUCAACGCCCCCCCCCCCCCCUCUGCUGUGUAAUUUCAUUUUAAAUUAAUUUGGGGCGGCGUUUUGUGAGUGUUAUGGAACCAUGUUGACUGGAUCUAAAAACACGUUUAAAGUCCGACAAAUGGGGCCGGACAUCAAGGAGAGGAUGCUGAAUCACGGUGGGAUGACGGCGCGGGGUCGAGAUGUCUUUGAACUACGUUGUCUUCCAGGUGAGUGCGUGCUGCAGAGGGCUGUCAUGGUGAGGAAGAAGCUUACGGCGAGGGAAGGCAGAGGCUGGCUGUCAGGAACGCUCUUCUGCACGCACUUCCGAGUCGCUUUUGUGCCCCAGGAUGCUCCCAAACCUGAUGACAAUGCCGACCCGGUUCUUUUGGGGGAUCAUGAUGUAGCUUUGGCAUCAAUUGAGAAGGUCGUAGUUGUGGGCCCCAACCGGACCAAACUGGUGACCCCAAACUCAUCGCUCAAGUUCACGCCGGAGGAGCUGGUGCUUUACUGCCGCGACCUGCGAGUCAUCUGCUUCCUGUUUGACCGCCUCACCCCCGACACCCAAGUCAUCGAGAUAACGCACACCAUCGCCAAAACCUACCAGCCUCUCAAGCCGGGCUCUGUGUUGUCCUUCCAGAACGCCGCCCUUGGAAGCGUAGAAAUGAAGCAGUUCCUAAGCAACCGGCGGCGGGACGCCCACAUGAAUUGGCACGAGUCGGCCGCCGACUGGGAGCGAGAGGUGGAGCGCUGCGGCGCCACCGGCUGGAGAGUCAGCUCGGUCAAUGACCGCUUCGAGAUGUCCACCAGUCUUCCAAGAUUCAUCGUCGUUCCACAGAAGGUUCUUGACACCGAACUGAAGAAAAGCUUCGCCCACUUCAAUGACGGACGCAUCCCUCGUUGGUGCUGGCGACACCCACACGGCAGCGACCUCCUGCGCAUGGCCAGUUUCCAGAACAACAUCUACCACGAGAAGGACGACAUCAGGAACCUGGAGCUCAUCCUGUUCGGCUGCCAUUCGUCGGCGUGCGUGGUGGUGGACCUGGGCGAGGAGCUUCCCUCGCCCGCCGACAUCCAGCUGGCGCACGGCCGCCUACGAGCGCUCUGUCUUGGAGACAUCUCCACGUCUGUGACUGUGCCGGAUGAAAAGUGGCUGUCCACGCUGGAAGGAACACACUGGUUGGACUACACCAGGUGGUGCCUAAAGAAAGCUUCGGAGGUGGCGUGCCUUCUGCGCGGCGGUCACAUGACUGUGGCGCUGCAAGAGGCGGAGGACCGAGACAUGAGCUGUGUGGUGUCCAGUCUGGUCCAGGUCAUGUGCGACCCCCACUGUCGCACACGCCUUGGCUUCCAGAGUCUGGUCCAGAAGGAGUGGGUGACGGCAGGCCACCGCUUCUACAGCCGCGGCAACUAUCACCGGGACAACGACAAAGAGGAGGCUCCAGUCUUCCUGCUCUUCCUGGACUGCGUGUGGCAGCUGUGGUCGCAGUACCCGUCUCGCUUCCAGCUGACGGACGACUUCCUGCUGGCGCUGCACGACAGCACCCACUUGCCGCUCUUCUCCAGCUUCCUGGCCAAUUCCCAACGGGAGAGAUGCAGACGCACACAGAAUCUGGGCCAGUGCUACACGCCCGUCAACGGCUGGCGAGACCCGCCGCACACUGAUAGCGGGCCGGAGCCGCCUGACCCUCCGCUGCCGCCGGUGUGGGACUGGUCGCUGCAGUACAGCGAGCAGCGACAGGCUGCCUUCACGCAACCUGUCCCUCAGACACCCCAGCCACCUUCCCUGAUCAACGGAAACCUCAACACCCACCUGGACGCCCACCGGCCGAGCGACGGCACCCCCGGCUCCGUGUUCCUCCUCUCCCGGGGCGUCUUCUCAUGUCCCACCAACCUGCUCCCGUGGCGCGGGGGCGGCGCGGGCGUCAGCAUUUCGGGCGUCUACCGCAAGAGCCACCGCAGGGCGCCGUCCUCCGAGAACGUCCCCGGGCUGGAGAGACUGCUGAAGGCCUGCUCCCUCAGCGAGGCCCCCUCCAAGCCCAAGCCGGACCCCUACGAACCCUUGCUGCCCCUCCUCAUGGGGCCCUGCAUGGGCCUGUGGAGGGAGUGUUACCACCGGGGGGCGCUGCAUGCUCAGGCCUUCUCGCACCCGCUCAGCGCCAACCACAGUCAUCCGCUGGAGUUCCUGGCCAGGGAGGUGCGACGCCUCCAGGCGCGGCUAGCCCAGGCGAGCCCGGCGUCUGCCGCCGAGCCGCAGCCGGGCCACGACGCCAACCACAAUGCCAACAACGGCACCUUCCUCUUCCCCAAGUCUCACGGAGCCGCCGCUUCCGCCCCCAAAGCGCCCUCGGCUGCCCCCGCUCAAGCGUCCAGCCCCGCUCGCAGAGAAAACGCAAACAAACACAGCUUUCUGUUCGGGCAUGCUUCGGACACCCGUACGGGUCGCGCCAACUCUAAAGUGGCCAAAAGCAACCCAAGUUAAUCAUGUGGCCUGCCUGGCAGCUUUUUUUUUUUUUUGCACCUUCAAAGUAUCAGAAGAAAAGGAUGACCCACAAUGCACUUGGAGACCCUCCUGACACAUUUUCAGCAUGAGGAGCCGUCUAUUUUUAGGCUGCAGAUGGAAAAAUGUGCCAAGAUAGCACACGAAAAGGUACUUGCCGCCGGGGUUGCAAAACUUUUCCAAAUCAAAUGUACAAAAUUGCAAUCACAUUUAAAAAAAAAAAAAAAAAACGUUCCUCCCGUUGUUCGGCAGGCCAAGUGUACCUAAUGAAGUGUCCGGUGCUUUUGAGGUUUUAUCUGAAGAGGAGGUGAGCCGCACCCACUGUGGAAUUUGGGGCAUGGGAGUUAUUUUGGUGUUCGGCGGCAGCAGCAGCCCACCCACAUGCCAGCUGCUCGCUUACUCCUUUUUGGACUUGAAAACAAGAACGGCGCACUCCCUCAAAUUCUGAUCUUGAACCAAAUGUAUUUAUUUUCUAACUUUUUAACGUUUCCUAGCCACUGUUGUAUUGAAAGUUGACCCGUGAUGUACGUUGAAAGCACAAAAGGGAAGAAGCGUGCACGUAGUUGGACCAAUAUGAAUUCCAAAAGGGAAAACUCACUUUUUUUUGUACAGAUUUGUCGGGAAGUGGCCGCCGAGUAGUGAGAAAUUGAUUUCAAUUCAUUUCCAGAAUAGUAAUCAUGAAAAUCAAAGUGAGCAGUAUUUGUUGUUUGCCGGCGUCGAAAGACGUAACGAUAAAUCCAUUCCAACGGGGUCCAAAGUUGGCAGAAUGCUAGCCACCUUUGUCGUAUGACGACGUUUGACCAAUUGUGACUUGUGAAUAUGAUUUGUAUGAUUAGGAACGUCCUUUUCAAUCCACUGCUUUUUGGUACGAGUUGACCGGAUGUACAUUUUGUAUUUGUCGGCCUGUUUUUUGUCCUCCUUUUCAAAAAUAAAAAGCAGCACUUAGACUUGUGCAACACACAGCUCACAAACUUUA
Hippocampus zosterae (dwarf seahorse) is the source of this 3829-nucleotide messenger RNA. It is a transcript of the gene mtmr11, whose product is annotated as myotubularin related protein 11. The record is from RefSeq and is a predicted model, not a curated record. NCBI's taxonomy places the organism in Eukaryota, Metazoa, Chordata, Actinopteri, Syngnathiformes, Syngnathidae. The transcript has 17 exons. The coding region runs from base 457 to 2835 and encodes 792 amino acids.